Messenger RNA from Tachysurus fulvidraco (yellow catfish), 2861 nucleotides. It is a transcript of the gene btbd2b, whose product is annotated as BTB/POZ domain-containing protein 2. Lineage: Eukaryota; Metazoa; Chordata; Actinopteri; Siluriformes; Bagridae. The transcript has 9 exons. Gene Ontology annotation, cellular component: cytosol; P-body. Gene Ontology annotation, molecular function: protein binding. Bases 87 to 1802 code for a protein of 571 amino acids. Gene Ontology annotation, biological process: neurogenesis. The record is from RefSeq and is a predicted model, not a curated record.
AGCCAAUCACUGACCAGUUACAAUACGGGUGGUGUAAAAACAACUUGUUUACUAUCGGACUUCGAAGGGAGAAGUUGAAAUCCAAGAUGGCUGCUGGAGACAACGGCGGUCGGGCCCCGUGUUUAAAUUUCCCCUCUCCCGGUCCGCUGGGUAACAGUCAACCGAGCAAUAGUUCCUAUACUUUGGCAGCAAGUAACGGAGGAUCCAUCGGGGCAAACGGAAGCUCCCAGAGCGCGACGAGACGCUCGAACCCUCAGCCAGGGCCUAACGGCUCCGAAAGCAGCGGUGUCGCCUCUGGGCUUCCUCCGAAUAUGCGCAACUCUCUCCCGCAGUCCAUGGCUCAGGGCUCGGUGGUUGCUGGGGCGAUCGGGGGGUCAAUAGCGGCCACAGUGGCGUCGAACAUGAUCGGACUAGCGUCAAAUUCAGGGCCGACCCCCGCGACCCAUUCCUCACUUUCUGCCCCUCCGGCUGCAGCAGCGGUUCUGGUUUACCGAGAGCCCGUGUAUAACUGGCAGGCUACAAAAAGUACUGUGAAGGAAAGGUUUGCGUUUCUCUUUAACAACGAGGUUCUAAGCGACGUUCACUUUCUGGUGGGUAAAGGAAUGGGCGUACAGCGCAUACCUGCUCACAGGUUUGUUUUGGCAGUCGGCAGUGCUGUAUUUGAUGCCAUGUUUAAUGGAGGUAUGGCCACCACCUCUACGGAGAUUGAGCUGCCAGACGUAGAGCCUGCUGCUUUCCUGGCUUUGCUCAAGUUCCUGUACUCCGAUGAGGUUCAAAUCGGCCCGGAGACCGUGAUGACCACUCUGUACACGGCAAAGAAGUACGCUGUCCCGGCACUGGAGGCUCACUGUGUGGAGUUCCUGAAGAAGAACCUGCGUGCUGACAACGCCUUCAUGCUCCUCACGCAGGCCAGGCUUUUUGAUGAACCUCAGCUGGCCAGUCUGUGUCUUGAGAACAUUGACAAAAACACAGGUGAUGCUCUGGCUGCUGAGGGCUUCACAGAUAUAGAUCUGGACACGCUUGUAGCUGUGCUGGAGCGAGACACGCUCGGGGUGCGGGAGGUUCGGUUGUUUGGAGCGGCGGUGCGUUGGGCUGAAGCAGAGGCUCACCGGCAGCAGUUACAGCCCACACCUGAGAACAAGAGACGCGUUCUGGGGAAAGCCCUCACCCUCAUCCGCUUUCCUCUAAUGACCAUAGAGGAGUUUGCCGCCGGUCCUGCUCAGUCAGGAAUUCUGACAGACAGGGAGGUGGUCAGUCUGUUCCUCCACUUCACAGUGAACCCCAAACCACGAGUGGAGUUCAUCGACCGGCCACGCUGCUGUCUGCGCGGAAAAGAGUGCAGCAUCACACGAUUUGCCCAGGUGGAGAGCCGCUGGGGAUACAGCGGGACUAGCGACCGUAUCCGGUUCUGUGUAAACCGUAGAAUAUUUGUCGUAGGCUUUGGGCUGUACGGGUCUAUACACGGACCCACGGACUAUCAGGUGAACAUACAGAUCAUUCACACAGACAGUAACACAGUCCUUGGUCAGAACGACACAGGUUUCAGUUGUGAUGGCUCAGCGAGUACCUUUAGGGUCAUGUUUAAAGAGCCAGUGGAGGUUUUGCCCAAUGUAAACUACACGGCCUGCGCUACUCUCAAGGGUCCAGACUCCCAUUAUGGCACUAAAGGAAUGCGGAAGGUUACCCACGAGUCCUCAGGAGCCGGCACCAAAACCUGUUUCACCUUCUGCUAUGCGGCUGGGAACAACAACGGCACUUCCGUCGAGGAUGGACAGAUCCCUGAGGUCAUCUUCUACACAUAAUGACAAUCUCGUUCUUCCAAAUUCCAGGAGUUUUGGGUCGGGCUACAAAUAGCUCACUUCCAGUUUUGUAAACUAGUCUUUAACUGGAAAAGCUGAACCCGGUGAGUAACACAGUGGAUGGUGGAGAUGUUUAGAGUCCUACACCUUCUCCUAUACUUUCUGAAGAAAAAACAAAACAAAGCUGCACAGAGUUCAUCUGCGUGCUUACUGAUUGAGAAGGAGCCUACUUUGUCCAUGUCGAUUAUAGUAGAACCCAUAGGCUGUGAACUGUUCACCAGCAGACUGACCUUGAGGGUAAUAACUGGAUUGAAGAACUGCUAUUGUGUUACCUGUCUUUUAACAGUUCGUCCAGCAUCUCAUAAGCAGGCAAAAACGUUUUCUGUAUGAGAACUGGAUUAAUCACAAUUUCGUUUAUGCCAGCAGUAGAGAUGAGAUCGAUAUCUGAAGCCUUUCUAGGAUGCAGGGGAAUUCUGCAUGCUCAGGUUUCCCUUAAUUCUGUGCCAAAUCCUUGUGCUUAGAAUACCUCCUUCACAGCCAUUUAACUAGUGCUCAGUGAUGUUCAGCUGUAACACACUGACUCAUCUUUAAGCCAAGCAUCCAGCUCUGUAGAUCACCGCAGGCUGUUGUGUAAAUUAGCAAACGCAGAAGUACUUCAGUGGCAGAGCAUCGGCCCUCCGCUUCUGCCGGGUGUAAAGUGUUAAAUCCUCAUCUCAGUGGUCACUCACUCACGUAAUACAGCGAGUUCUCAUAGGUUAUAGUAUUUGAACAGACUAACACAUAAUCAGCUGGUAAACUGUCUAAUUGUGUGUGUUGCAGUUCAACAACUACAAUGAAUUUUACAUCCAUAAAGGAGGCACAAAAAAAUUAUUUGUCUGUCAGUGAUGAAAAAAUGUAUCACUCGAUUCACAUCCUAAACAGCAGACCGUAUAAAUAUUGCAUCCAUGUACUCUUUGGUCAUUCUUUAUUUAUAAAUUAUAAACUGAAACAUUAAUGGUUUGUGUUGCUUCCAAAUUCUUUGUCAUUUUUCUCCUCGUUUCAGUUUAUUUCUGUUUCCAGCAC